AUGACAUCUCCGCACGCCAAUCAAGAAGCUCUCAAGAUCAUUCUUACAAAAUUGAAUCGUCUCGAACUUCGCUUCAAUGGAAUAGACGGCAGGCUAGGUGCCAUUGAAUGCUCUGUGGUAUCUGACACCAGCACAAACCUUCCAAGCAGCCCAACGGCUCGACAGUCCGUGUCAAGCUGUACAUGCACCCUCAGUGAUAUUCCUCAACCGCUAUUCCAAGAGGAGUACAAACUCCGGCAAUGUUCUGCUUCGACAUACAGAGCCUCGGUUGAUAGACUACGCCGUCGCUUCGAAUUCGAUGCUUGCUCUGAGAUCGCCCCAAGAAUCUCCGAGGAAGAAGUCGUCUCUCCAGAAUUCGAUUUAGAGGAGAUAAUCGACGGCUACUCUGAUGCUCAAUCCGUAUCUGUCUACCCGUCACGCUCGGUAUCACGAUUUUCGUUUGGUCCUCGCGAAUCGAGGCCGAGUCGCGAUAUUCCCGAUAUUCCCUCUCUACGAUACGAAGACUUGAUGGUUCAUGCUGAGCAGACUUCAUACACGGAGUCAAGUAGACGGAGCAGAAGAAGCUCAGCGACCGAAACAUUCUCAGAGACAUACGACUCGCCUAGCACGGCUGCGACUUCAUUUACUCAAGGAUCAUGGGCUGGCAGCAGGCGAAGCUCGACUGCGGGCACUUGCAGCAAAAGAAGGGAUUCACUUCGACGCGCCGGUACCCUAAAAGUCAAUGAAGGCCCAAAGACAGAAAACAGAAACAUAGACGCUCCUACGGGGAUGGAACAGGACCCGCCUGUUGCUACAAAGACAAAUUUUAUGAGCGCUGGGGAACGAGAAGACGUCUUGCGUGUCUACCAGAAGGCACAAAAAAGGGCUAAGGCAUGCUUCGCUUUUGGCCAAAGGUUCAUGUACAGAAUAGGGAAACGCAUGGUGAAUAUGUCAGCAGUUGAAAAAGCUUGA
This is a messenger RNA of Colletotrichum tamarilloi, 951 nucleotides long. RefSeq lists its product as uncharacterized. The transcript has a single exon. Bases 1 to 951 code for a protein of 316 amino acids. NCBI's taxonomy places the organism in Eukaryota, Fungi, Ascomycota, Sordariomycetes, Glomerellales, Glomerellaceae. The record is from RefSeq and is a predicted model, not a curated record.